Molecule: messenger RNA, 3007 nt
Organism: Diachasmimorpha longicaudata
Lineage: Eukaryota; Metazoa; Arthropoda; Insecta; Hymenoptera; Braconidae
Gene: Set8
Product: N-lysine methyltransferase KMT5A-B
Exons: 4
Coding region: 194-1309 (371 amino acids)
Biological process (GO): regulation of transcription by RNA polymerase II; regulation of DNA damage response, signal transduction by p53 class mediator
Cellular component (GO): nucleus; polytene chromosome
Molecular function (GO): histone H4K20 methyltransferase activity; transcription regulator activity; protein binding
Source: RefSeq, a predicted model, not a curated record
GCAACGACGCGGCCGCCAAUGGCGCUAGUGAGUUUCGAAGGAGGCUGGGGACGCUGGGUUUUAGAAAAUUGUAUGGAAUUUAUCAAGUGUUCGGGACAGUUGAAAAUUAAAUCGAGUAAUUAGUGAUUGAGGUGUACCCCGAGUCAUUCUGGACUCGUGUUGAUAUUCAUCCUUCCUCACUCCAAUAAUCAAGAUGGUGAAAGGUCGAAGAAAACGUACGGCAGCCCCCAGUUUGAUUCACACGAGAUCGACAGCCCUCCACGGGGCGAACGGAGUCCUCGUGUCCCCCAUGAGGAAGGGAAUCAAACUUGAGAAGAAAACGGACGGAAAAAUGAGAGAAAUGAGCCCCGGAACUCGAGGAAUUGCGUCAUACCUGUCACCUCCAUCAUCUGGCAUCGUAAAUGCAGAAAGGACGAAGAUCGUCCAACAAGUGACGAGCCAUAUCAUUACAGAAAGUGAACUCUACAUCACAGACAUUCAGGUGAAGAAUGAGACUGAAGAGUUCUCAGGAAUUUCAUCGAUUACCCCCAUGAAGGAGCUCUUCAAGACAGAUGAGACUCCAGUUCAUGUACCAUGUGAAGAUCCGCCUACUCCCCAUCGAAUCAAUAUGCCAAUUGUACAGAGUGAUGACUCGGACAGGAGUUCGACCGAGGAUGAUAAGAAACAUCUGAUUGUCUCACCAGUACUGGCCAAACCGUUGGGAAAAAAAAUUGGGGGAAAAGGAAGGGGAAAACUCAAGGCUAAUGGGGGUAAUCAACGUCUUGCGGAUCUUAAUGGCCCUAAUCACAAGGUCACAGAGUACUUUCCGGUCAGAAGGAGUGUUCGUAAAUGUAAAAAGACUGUUUUAGAAGAGAAACAAAGGGAUCUUGAGAGCAAGGUCAUUCGCCAAGCUGAGGAGGGCUUGGAGAAAAAGUAUUUUGUGGGGAAAGGAAGAGGAGUCGUGACAACUCGGGAAUUCACAAAAGGUGAAUUUGUGGUGGAAUACGUAGGAGAGCUCAUCGAUCAAGUCACAGCGAAGAAACGUGAGGCUGAAUAUGCCAAAGAUCAAAGUACCGGGUGUUACAUGUAUUAUUUUCAACAUCGUGGACAUCAGUAUUGCGUUGAUGCAACAGCCGAGAGUGAUAAACUCGGAAGACUCGUCAAUCACUCACGCAAUGGUAAUUUAAUAGCUCGAGUCGUUGAAGUUGACACAAUACCCCAUCUCGUCUUGACUGCUAAAGAGGACAUACCAAUAGGCAUUGAACUGACGUACGACUACGGUGAUCGUAGUCGAGAGUCCAUCAGGAACCAUCCCUGGCUUGCAUUAUAACCCACCCACCCAUCAUUGUAGAUAAUUCAUGAAAUAUUUGGAUAAUGACACUCUUCAUCAAUCCCCCCCCCCUCCCCUCAUGUUAAUUCCGGUGAUUCAAUAGAAUUUUUCUCUCACAUCUAGAUAGACUUUCACUGCCUUUGAUGAUAAUUGUUACGAUUUAAUAUUAUUGUUUUUUAAUUUGAGUGGAUUUUGCGAUGGUAAGACAGAGGUGGGAUAAUGAAUUCUCGUAUUCAAUUUUGCGUUGUGAUUCGUCCAUUGGGAUUUGCUCGCCUGAGAAAUUUUCAGAGCUGGCUGGAGUCAAAAAUGAUUGCGUUUUCAUGAAAUAGUCCCCAGCUCUGAAAUUAUCCGAUAAAAAGAAUUCGCCCAAUAAAAAGAAAUUAAACAACACGUGGCAUUUGACCCACAUGUGGGAAAAAUAAAAUUGGCAAAACCGAUGACAGAUAACUUGGGGGCCCUACCGAAACAUCGGGCAUAAUUAAUUUGCUAAUCAAUAUCAUGAGAUGAAACUCAUUCAAUCAGAACACGACGAAUACUUAGUAUUAUAGACCGUCGGGUAUUUAAUGAUCAAGCAAUGACCCUUGAUUUUACAAUGCACACCUGCACUUUUAAUCCCUCACUCUGAUAUAAUUUUAUUCCGUGUAUUCAUGACUAGAUAUUCGUAAUUCAGCGCUCGAGGUGGGAAGCCGAUGAUUAAUUUCAUUGCUAGUACACUGCCAAAAAAAUCAUCGUGCUUCAGAGAAGAAUAAAUUAUUGUUAAUCCACAGGAAAAAGAAUUUUUGAAUUUAAUUUUUUUGUCGACGUCUUUUUACAGAUUCAAAAAUAUUUGAGUAGAAUGAAACUUUGUUUGACUUUCAAACAUAAUUGAUAUUUUGCCAAAUUUUUCGUUUCAUUUAGACGUCUUUAGUUUCUGAAUAAAAUGAAUAAUUAUUUGAAUGUAAAAUAUGAGUUAAAAUGUCCAGGUAAUUUUUAUUUCCUUCAGACUUGCUUUCAAAUCUGAAACAUAUCUACAACAGUCAUGUGAAAUGAAGAAAUUUUUUUUUCGGUGGAUCGCAUGUGUUGAUCUCUUCCUGGGCAAUUAUUUAUUGUUCACGUCUCAAAUGUAUUGCCCGCUGUUGACACAUUUGACUUAGUUAAUUGUCCCCUCACCUGCUUCUUAGUUAAUAGUAUAGAUGUAUUUUACCUGGCAGAGGAGCGUCUUUGCUGCCUUGAAACAACUAGUAAUUUGAAUAAUAAAUUGAAAGAAAAAAAUCAGCCGGAGCGUAUUCAGAUCCCGAAGAAAUUUCAUUGUAAAUAAAGAGUGGAGAUCUGAAAUGUGAAACAGUUCUUGCAUUGGGGAAACCAUAAAUUCAGACAUAUUUUAUUGAUAAUUCUGAAGGGGUGUGGAAGGAAUUUUAUACAGGGGGCUUAUAACAAACUUUCUCUUUUAGAUGAACAUAUUGGUUUCCGGUGAAUUGAUGACUACGUAUUACAUAUUUUACUGGAUGACUGUUGUUCUGUGCUGAAUUAUGUUUUCUUUAAUAAAGAACGAAUGUAAGAAAAAUGAUAAAUGAUCAAUAUAUCUCCCAAUAAUUAUUUUAUUGUUAUCAAUUAAUUUUUUUAUGAAUUAAUAUUUUUAGAAUUAUUUCGUUUUAUUGUGAACUAAAUUUUUUUUUCAAUAAAAAUGUUUCUUUACGACAAAUUCAAUUUUAAAACGAA